This is a messenger RNA of Trichoplax adhaerens, 738 nucleotides long. RefSeq lists its product as uncharacterized. The transcript is spliced from 11 exons. Gene Ontology annotation, cellular component: cytoplasm; actin cortical patch. Gene Ontology annotation, molecular function: protein binding; lipid binding. Gene Ontology annotation, biological process: actin cortical patch localization; plasma membrane tubulation; endocytosis. Lineage: Eukaryota; Metazoa; Placozoa; Uniplacotomia; Trichoplacea; Trichoplacidae. The record is from RefSeq and is a predicted model, not a curated record. Bases 1 to 738 code for a protein of 245 amino acids.
AUGCCCUUUAAAUUGGGAUUUGUUCUAAACAAACGUUAUAUUGGUGGAGACAGGCGGUUAGAUGAAUACUGUAAUGAAUUACAACACGUGGAAAGCUGUGCAAAGAAGCUAUUAAAGGAUGGCAAGAAAUGCAUUGACGUUGGGAAAGCAACCAUGAAAAUUGAAGAGCAAGUCUUUGACUGCUUAUGCGAUGUGCAUAGCUGCGUUGGAAAAUCAAACGAUCGAUUGGCUAAUGACGUUGAUAUUCUUAAGGAAAGUCUACACCACACAGCUGAAGGAUUGAUUUAUAAUUUUCGGAAGACUAUUGCUGAGCCUCUCCACAGAUUGAAUUCAAUUUUUCCCCACGCAAAUGCAGCUAUUGCAAAGUUCGAUGGCACAUUUAAGGAAUGUGAAAAAUUACAGGCCAAAGUCGAUAAAUUAAUCGAUAAAGCACGUUCUCCACAGCAAGAUGUUAAGCUAGAACAGAAUGAAAAAGCGUUAGCACGAGUGAAAGCCGAAUACGAAAAAAGUCACGAGGCAUUACUAGAGGACGUAGAAAGCUUUUGUCGGAAUUAUCGGGAAUACUUCAAUGCCAGUAUAGAAGCUUAUUUUAAAAUGCAGGCACUAUUUUAUGAUGACUACGACAGGACCUUAGACUCUAUCUCUAACAAUUUUGAUUUAACUGCCGCUGAAUUGGACGAUAGCGCAUUUGAUGACUACUUGAAAGAACAAAUAAGACUAUUGGGAUCUGACAGCUGA